Messenger RNA from Xiphophorus couchianus (Monterrey platyfish), 5027 nucleotides. RefSeq names its product gastrula zinc finger protein XlCGF57.1-like. The record is from RefSeq and is a predicted model, not a curated record. Gene Ontology annotation, cellular component: nucleus. Lineage: Eukaryota; Metazoa; Chordata; Actinopteri; Cyprinodontiformes; Poeciliidae. Gene Ontology annotation, biological process: regulation of gene expression. Bases 968 to 2683 code for a protein of 571 amino acids. The transcript has 4 exons.
UGUAGCAGAGCAAAUUGUACACAACUUAAAAAAUUCACUGCAUUAAAGUACAAAUGUUGUUUUAAUAACUUAAAAGCAUUUUUGAUUCCACAAAACAAAAAGACUUACAAAACAAAUUUAACUCAUUCUUCCUCUGUAUAAAAUAAGGAAUGGUUUAAAAGAAGUGACAUUUGUAUGCAAUGAUUGGCUAAUAGGAAAACAUUAAUGUUAUGGUCAUUCAUCAAAACACCAAGUUUUUCAGGUCAGAAUCAGUUCUGGGUCAUUUUUCAUUUCAGAGCAGCAGACUGGCUAUUUUGGUAGCUUGGAGUAAAAAAGGCAAAGAUCUGCAGCACAGCUGCUUUCUGUGGCUUUUAUUUCACAUAAAAAAAUUAAUCCGGGUCUCAUUGGGUCCUUUAAUUAGACUGCUGCCGAGACAAUCAGCAGCAUAAUGCACAGCUUCUUAGAGAAGAAAAAUCUGAUUUAUGGUUAUUUAUUUCUAAACUGAGAAGAGAACGAAGCAAAGCUCGUCAGCUGCAAAACUAAAACAUGAAAAAAAUGGAUGGAGUUUCUGUGAUGCUGCAAUACAGGUGAGGACCUGAAACCGGAUGCAAAGGAGUAUCACUCCAUACUGGAGGGAUGUGACGCAUUAAAUGGCCUGUGAUUCAUUGAUUUGGCUUAAAUUGUGUCUUCACAGAAGAGCCACGGUAUCUUCCGGAUUAGUUGUAAGAAAGUCUCUCCGGUAAAUCGGGUUUUAAACACAAAUAAUACCGAAAUACUUCUUCUGCUACUUUUUCUGAGACGUUUUUUCACUCAGUUUGGUAAAACAACUCCGCCUAAAGUCAGGCGUCACACCGGAAACUGGCAGCAAGGCUUCCGGUGGAGGAAAACAAAGGGGCUAGGAACGUUAGCUUCCUAUAGCUCGGUUAGCCUCCUGCUAGCAGCCGCUUCCCAGAGCGUGUCCAGGAGGUUCUGGUUCUGUUCAGCAACAAUGUGUUCCGUUGAGCCUCUGAGAGAGUUUAUCAGAGAGAGACUAACUGCUGCUGCUGAAGAAAUCUUCACCCAGCUGGAAAAAACCAUCGUCCAGUACGAGGAGGAGAUCGACCGGCAGCGGAGACUGCUGGACCUCACCUGGAGACCCCGGGUCAGCUUACAGCGAGCAGACGUCCCGCAGCAUUACAUCUGCAAGGAGGAGGAGGUUCAGAUGGACCAGCAGCCCCGCAGCCCGACGGCGGAGGUGCAUUUGGAUCAGGAGGAAAUGGAAUCUGUGCAGAUUAAAGAAGAACAUGAUGAGCUUCGUGUCAGUCAGAACGCAGAACUGGUUCUGAAAGAAGAGACGGAUACCUUCAAGGUGAGUCCUGUUCCUGAGCAGGUCCGCCCCAGAGAGCCAGGACCAAACAGCGACCUCAAACCGGCGGCUUUUAUGGGUCCUGUUUCUGAUGACGAUGACCUGAGAGAACCAGAACCAAACACGGACCAGAACUCGGCUGAUGCAGAGUACCAGAAUCAGGAAGAAAGCAAUGAAGACGACUCUGGAUCCAGCACAGAAGAGUCUGAGCAAGACAAGGAAAGUCGCAAAACAAAACUAAAAAGGCACCGAAAAAGUGACACCAAUUAUAAUCUGUCAUCUUGCAAAAUUUGUGGAAAAACCUUUACUCAGAAGUAUCUGAUUGCACACAUGAGGAUCCACACAGGUGAGAAACCUUUUAAAUGUUCCACCUGUGCCAAAAAGUUUAUUCUCAAAAGUCAUCUAAAAAACCACAUGAAGAUUCAUAGCGGUGAGAAGCCUUUCUCCUGUCAGACCUGUGGGAAAAGUUUCAUUCAGAGGAUGAAUUUAACUCUUCACAUGAGAACGCACACUGGCGAGAAGCCCUUUCCAUGUGAAAUCUGUAACAAGACCUUUGCUAGCAGGAGUCAGUUAACUACUCAUGUGAGAACUCACACAGGAGAGAAGCCUUAUGCUUGUAAAACCUGUGGGAAAAGUUUUAGUACCAGAGGUACUUUGAUUAGUCAUAUGAGAAGUCACACAGGGGAGAAGCCUUUCUCAUGUCAGAUCUGUGGACAGUGUUUCACUCAGAAACCAGGUCUCAAAGUUCACUCACGAAAACACACAGGAGAGAAACCGUUCAUGUGUCAAACCUGUGGAAAGAGUUUCAAUCAGAAAAGUGCCUUGCUCACACACAUAAGAACUCACACCGGUGAAAAGCCCUUUUCCUGUUUGACCUGUGGACUGUGUUUCAUCAUGAAGAGCAGUUUGACUCAGCAUAUAAGAACCCACACCGGAGAGAAGCCUUACUCUUGUCAGAUUUGUGGGAAACGUUGCAGUUUAAAGGGUAAUCUGAAGUUUCACAUGAGGAUUCACACAGGGGAGAAACCAUAUUCAUGUCUUACAUGUGGAAAAAGCUUUGCAGUAAAAUGUCAAUUAACUCGUCACAUGAGAACUCACACAGGUGAGAAGCCUUUCUCCUGUGGAACCUGUGGAAAAGAUUUUUAUGAAAAAAGUCACUUAACUGACCACAUGAGAAGGCACGACCUGAAGAAAAUGUUCCAUUGCAACACCUGUGGAAAAUCUUUCAGUGAAAGAGAUGAGCUGAUUGGACAUAUAGAAACACACACGUUUGAGAAACCUUUUCCAUGUAUGACAUGUGGAAAAAGCUUUGGUCGUAAAAGUAAUUUGAAUGGUCACAUAAAAUCUCACACAGAUUAGACUUUCUGAUGUAAAGCAGUGGAAAUAAUUCAGUUACAGAAGUAGUUUAAGUAACCAAGUCAGAAUUCACACAGAUUCGAAACAUUUCCCGUCUCAUCCUUGCUGUAAAUGAACUGCUGCAGCUGAAACGUUGCUCUGCGCACACUGCAGUAGCUAUUAUGUUAAAAAUAUAUAUUAAUCAUUGAAUAAGCCUCUAAUUAAAGACUAGUCAUGUUGCAGUCUUUCUGCCUGCUCUGUUGGUUCUACAUACAUGUACAAUCUUGUGUUUGCAUCACUGUUAAUAUGUUUUUGUUUUUGUUUAUGACAUUAUCAUCAUAUGAUUCCUCAGUCAAUAUGUUGACACUUUUCAAUUCAGACCCGUCUGUUGGGCUUCAUUUCCACAAUAUUUCCUUCCUAUCCGCCUCAUUUUUAGUUCCACUUGUUCGCUCUGUCAGUCAAACGCGUUUCUACAUGAACCUGUUGACCGUGGGUCAUGGAAAAUUAUACUGAAGGUCAGGGAGAGUCAUGGAAUUUUCUUUCUAAGUUCCAGUGGGACCCCUGUGUUAAUCUAACUAAAAUAGUUAAUUUCAUCUUGUACAGUUUUUUCACAGCCAGUAGAAGUUUGUAAACCAAACUCUGGCUGAAGUUAUUACUUUUUUUGCAUACAGUUAAUGGGAUCUUUGACAUCUAAUUAAUAGUUAAUAAUAGGCACAUAUGGGGAUACAUAUCUAGUUUGUUCAUUAAGAAGUUAGUUUUUAAACAUUUAAAAAUGAGUUAAAAGUACAUUUUUGACUUUGAAAAAUUAUCACCCAUUUUUUUCUUUUAUGUAGACUAAAAAACUCCAGUUACUGUACAUUUUUGACUGUGUGACUAGAAGUGGAUAUUUAUUGUGCUGUUGAUCAUUUACUGUAAUAAAACUCCAUAUUGUUCUCCUCUGUCCAACAUGUUGCUUUAUUUAUUGAUUUAUCAUUUGACGCAGUAAAUCACAAGCUUUUAAUUGAAAUUCUACACAGGAUUGGGCUCUAGCAUCAAGCUACCAUGUAGCUGAUUAUUUGUCAAACAGAACCCAGAGAGUUCAAUUGGCUGGUGUCACUUCUUCUACUCUCACUAUUUUAAAUGGCGUACCUCAAGGCUCAGUUCUGGGUCCGCUUUUAUUCUCUAUUGAUAUAAAUAACUUGUGUGACAAUCUGUCAAAUGCUUUUUACAAUUUUUAUACUGACGAUUUAAUAAUAUACUGCUAUUCUGCAUCACUAUCGCAGGCAAUACAGUAUUUGCAGUCUGCUUUUAAUGUAGUUCAAACACGUUUACAAACUCUGAAGUUGGUUUUGAAUGUGGACAAGACAAAAGCAAUGAUUUUCUCACAUGCUAGAAAACUACCAGAAACCUCCCUAUUGCUGACCACUGCUGCUGGAGCACAAAUCGAGUUUGUCAGUAAUUAUAAAUAUCUUGGUUUUAUUCUAGAUAAUGAACUCUCUUUUAAAAAUCACAUAGCAAAUCUACUAGGGACAUUGAAAAUGAAAAUUGGGUUUUAUUAUCGAAAUGGAUCUUGUUUUACACUCAAAGCUAGAAGAAAAUUGGUAGCAGCAACAUUCCUGCCAAUUUUGGAUUAUGGAGAUGUUUUAUAUAUGAAUGCUUCGACCAAAUGUCUUCAAUCAUUAAAUACUGUGUAUCAUUGCUCUUUAAGGUUUAUAACCGGUAGCAGACGUCUGACACAUCAUUGUGAUUUGUACGCAAAAGCUGAUUGGCUCCUUUAAGUGAACGGAGAAACAAUCAUUGAAUGAUCCUGAUGUAUAAAUCUUUACUCGGUCCAACCCCAGCAUAUUUAUCCACUCUCCUACAUAGAACUGUCGGUUCUCUUCGCUCCAAUAACAUUAUUGUUCUGCAUGUUCCACGUUUCGAACUGAAACAGUGAAACAGGCAUUCAGUGUUUUACCCCACAGCCUGGAAUCAGCUGCAGUCUGAACUUAAGAUGUUGGAAAUGAUUUGACUGGACUUAUUUCAAGCAGUUCUUAAAGAUGGACAACAAGAUUCUAUGAAACAGUGUCAUUGUUUUUAAAUUGUUUUUAUUGUUUUAUACUUGUGCAUAUGUAUUAAUUGUUUUUAUCUUGUAGCCAGGUUGCUAUGUAUUGCAGAUGUUUUUGCCCAGGUCCCUCUUGAAAAUGAGAUCUAGAUCUCAGCGGGGUUUACCUGGUUAAAUAAAGGAAUAUAAAAUGAGGCACCAACAGGCUUUGGUUACAUAAACUGCUUUUAGUUAAGGACACAUUUAUAUAACAAUAACUGUCAUUUACAAUGUUUGAAUGUUUUUGUCAUCAGACCACUAAAUGUGUAGUUUUGAAGUUUUGAAUAAAAAUCUGUAAAUUCUGGA